AUGUUGCUGCCGCUGUUGGGCACCUGUGCCUUGGUGGGGCCAUUCCAUGGUUCAGAGUGGGAGCCUGUGUGGGGCCUGCUCUCCCAGGACGGCAGCUGUGGGGACCUUCGGUGUUAUGGUAACCUGCUUGUGCUCUGCCUCUUUGUCAUCUGGCAGGUCUGGCACUGCUGGCACCAUGUCAACAAGACCCAUCCCAGCUGGAGGAAGACCAUCAAGGUGCCACCCCAGGAGAGGGCAGUAUCCUCCAGGAGACAUGUUCCUGAGUUCUGCAACAGUCUUGGUGAGCUCAGGGAUCUGGAUGGUCAUGUGCAAAGAUGGAUACGAAAGCAAAGAUGGGGAUACCAGAGAAGUCUCCAGGAAUCAUGGGUCCAGUGUCUGCUCUCCUCUCAGCGUCAGUAUCAGGGUCCACCUUGGGAUGCCCACAUCCUAGGCAGCACCUCCUUUUCAAGCACCUGUCUGAUCCCUCGGGACAGUUACUGGGACGCAUGGGAGGUAUCCUGCGGUCUCAGUGAUGGGCACACUCAUCUGAUUCAAGAGCCACUGCCCCUGGACCUGGAGAUAUGUCAAAGGAUGGAGCAGUUGUGGGUCCACUCCUUGGAAGAACUUGCACCUGACAGCAGCAUGAGGUCCCACCCCACCUCUGUAUCCUUAUCCACCUCUCUCCCAAACCUCUCUUCAGCUCAGAGGCUGCAGUUCUGUCCCAGAGAGUUCCCAUCUGUUCCUUCCGAUCAGCAACAGGAAAUGCCCACAUGGAGGUCCUGGGGCUUCCUGCAAGAGGCCUGGGCACCAGAGCGGGAACAUCAGAUAGCAGACAGAGGAAAGGAGAGGACAGAGGACCAGGCUCUGAGGCACCUGGAAGUCAACUUCCAAUAG
Molecule: messenger RNA, 873 nt
Organism: Chrysochloris asiatica (Cape golden mole)
Lineage: Eukaryota; Metazoa; Chordata; Mammalia; Afrosoricida; Chrysochloridae
Gene: CUNH22orf46
Product: chromosome unknown open reading frame, human C22orf46
Exons: 3
Coding region: 1-873 (290 amino acids)
Source: RefSeq, a predicted model, not a curated record